This is a messenger RNA of Polyodon spathula (Mississippi paddlefish), 5387 nucleotides long. RefSeq names its product phosphatidylinositol-binding clathrin assembly protein-like. The coding region runs from base 734 to 2602 and encodes 622 amino acids. The record is from RefSeq and is a predicted model, not a curated record. The transcript is spliced from 19 exons. Gene Ontology annotation, cellular component: clathrin-coated vesicle; synaptic vesicle; extrinsic component of presynaptic endocytic zone membrane. Gene Ontology annotation, biological process: synaptic vesicle budding from presynaptic endocytic zone membrane; clathrin coat assembly; clathrin-dependent endocytosis. Gene Ontology annotation, molecular function: phosphatidylinositol-4,5-bisphosphate binding; SNARE binding; 1-phosphatidylinositol binding. Lineage: Eukaryota; Metazoa; Chordata; Actinopteri; Acipenseriformes; Polyodontidae.
ACAGCCAUUUUGUCUCUGGGAGUAAAACACAAUAUCAAAUACACCGGAAUAAAAAAAAAAUUAAAAAGGCGAUUAAAAAGGAGACGAAAUUAAUUGAAGGAACAAAUCUUCAGUAACUCAGUUACCUUUAGCGUAAUACUCGUGCCUAAAAUCGACAUUUUCGCCAGCAAUUCGAAAAAAUUAAAAAUAAUAUUUCUGAUUUUGCUGUCUGUGAGAUUCCGGAACCCGAAACAGUUUUGUAUGUUAAACCAGCUUUAGGUAUUCACCUUGUUUUUUUUUUUGAGACACGCUUUUUUUUUUAAAUUGUGUAUUCCUCCCUUAAGAGUUCUUUUUUUUCUAUUUCGUCUGCGAUUUGUGUUUGUUCGUGUCUUGAAAAGUUUUUGAGACGGGGCGGUUUAAUGACAGUUUUAAGUUUUGUUACAUUUACAUUUUCAUAUCUGUCAAAAAAACCAGUCUGGCUGGUAAUCGGGUCCCAGGCCCGUGCAGUUUGUAAAACCUUUCAGUGCGCUCACCAUACGAAAAUAACAUAUCCGUCAUUGAUAUUAACGUUUAUAUACGUUUCGGUUGAACUCAUUUUCUGAAAACCGGCUUAUUUCAUCUCUGUUUUUUACGGUCUUGUAUUAUAUCUGCGUCUAAACCAUUUUGUGUUACAGCCGUUUACCAUUUAAAAAAAAAAGGAACGUUAAUCUUAAAAUCUGCAUUUAUUCGUCAUUUUUAACGCCUGCCUGUAAAUAUGUCGGGACAGUCGAUAACAGAUCGGAUCGCAGCGGCUCAGCACAGUAUGACUGGAUCUGCAAUUAGCAAAGCCGUGUGUAAGGCCACCACACACGAAGUCAGUGGACCCAAAAAGAAGCAUCUGGAUUAUCUGAUCCACUGUACGAACGAGAUGAAUGUGAGCAUCCCUCAGCUGGCAGACACUCUCUUUGAAAGGUCUGCCAGCAGCAGCUGGGUGGUCGUGUUUAAAGCACUGAUCACAACCCACCACCUCAUGAUGUACGGAAACGAGCGUUUCAUCCAGUACUUGGCUUCCAGAAAUACUCUCUUUAACCUAAAUAACUUCCUAGACAAAGGUGCAUUGCAAGGCUAUGACAUGUCUACCUUUAUCAGGCGCUACAGCCGGUACCUGAACGAAAAGGCCCUCUCCUAUAGGCUCGUCGCUGUGGACUUCACCAAAAUGAAGAGAGGAGUCGAAGGAGUUAUGCGCACCAUGAAUGCAGAGAAGCUGAUAAAGACGCUCCCAAUUAUUCAGAACCAGCUGGACGCACUGUUGGAUUUUGAAGCGAACCCCAAUGAGCUGACCAAUGGGGUGAUCAACACUGCCUUCAUGCUGCUCUUCAAAGACUCCAUCCGUCUCUUUGCAGCAUACAAUGAGGGUGUCAUCAACCUGCUGGAGAAAUACUUUGACAUGAAGAAGAACCAGUGUAAAGAAGCCGUGGAAAUGUAUAAGAAAUUCCUCUACAGGAUGACCAAGCUGUCUGAGUUUCUCAAAGUGGCUGAGCAAGUUGGAAUUGAUCAGGGUGACAUUCCAGAUCUUACACAGGCGCCUAGCAGUCUGCUGGAAGCACUGGAGCAGCACCUGGCUUCUCUGGAGGGCAAGAAAACCAAGGAGUUCUCUGCAGCCAGCAGAGCAAGCACCCUGUCCAGUGCCGUGUCCACUCUGUCCAACACAGGCAUGUCCUUCAGCAGAAUGGACGAGAAGGAGAAGCAGCAGGCUCUGGAGGAGGAACAGGCCAGGCUCCAGUCCCUCAAGGAACAGCGUUUGAAGGAAAUCGGGAUGCAGACUCCAACCGUGUCUCCCAUUUCCCAGUCUGGGGGCAGUGCCAACACCAGCACCGCCACUGGCUUGGACCUCUUCUCAACCCCAGCCACUGCUCCCUCCACCAACAGCAUGCCAAACCUGACCAGUGAUCUGUUCGACCUGCAGCCUGCGUUCGUCCCCACAGUGCAGAGCACUCCAGCCAUCUCAACCUCAAUCAACACUACCUGGGGAGGUUUGGACCCCCGCUCCAUGCCACAGGCCGUUCCAUUGUCCGCAAUGAAUGUAGAUUUCGACGCUGUGUUCGGGACUAAAGUUGCCAAUAAUGAUGUGAAGACCACAAGCGGGUUGGAUCCACUAGGCGAUCUCCUGAAGCCCACAGUGUCGACACAGAGCAGCUCUCCAGCAGCGGGGCGGCAGCAGCAACAGCAGCAGCAGGGAGGCAAGCUGCUCGCCAACGACCUCGACUCCUCCCUCGCAAGCCUCGUGGGCAAUCUUCAUUUUGGUGGUGCACUGGCCAAGCCAGAUAUGCUGUGGACCCAGCCUGGGGAGAAGAAGCUGACAGGCGGUACGCACUGGCAGUCUAAAACCAUGUCCACCACCACCGCGUGGAACGCGACGCCCAUGGCUCCAGCACCCGUGGCAGUACCGCAGAUGCCCGUACCAGGACCCAUGGCAUACCCUAUGGCAACACCUCAAGUGCCUAUGUAUGGAAUGGGAAUGGUUCCCCAGCAGAUAGGAACUGUGCCCAUGAUGGCCCCUCAGCCCAUGAUGUACAACCAGCCGGUCUUGAGACCUACAAACCCCUUUGCACCCGUCCCUGGAGCGCAGAUGCAGUUCAUGUAGAGAAGACAAAGCCAGCUUGUUCAAGGCAAAAGGAACAUCAAAUAGAGCGAGGAGGAAGCUGCACAGAGACUCGCAACUGUUGCUUUCCUACUGCUCCAGUAACUUAUUAACCCGCACCUGCGCAGCACUGGAGCCCCUGUCUAAAACAGCCACCUCGCUCUCUGUGUCUGCCGGGCUCUUUUAUAAUAGAGUCCGCUUUUAAAAUGUUAACCCUGGCAUGUAAAGUCCAACAGUAUUUCUCAGAAAAAGAAACACAGGUCAGAAAAAAAUAGGAAUGUGUUUGGGAGAUUUAUGGGGGGGUGGGGGUGGGGAAUCAUAUAUUCAUGCACUGGAUAUCCUCGUUGGUAGAGUUUGUGUAUUUUUAUCUACCUGUCUUAGCAGGUGUAUCAGGUCACCCCCUUUGAAACUAGACCAACCCCCGGUAGAGAUGCAGGUUUUGGGGUUACUGGGGUGUACGGCAUGACCAAAUGUUUUGUUCCAUGGAUAUUUGGCUACUUGAACGCCUCUCUCUCCCUUGUUUGUUUUCUCUGCUCUUCACCCAGCUCUCUGUUUGGUGCGUGGGUGUUUGAGAGAGUUCUUAACAAGGUACUUGCGUCACUGGUUCCCCUGGUGUUUAGGUAUCUUGAGUAUUUGGAGAGGCGAAGUACCUGUUUGGGUGUUGAGACCUGAUUUUUAUUUAUUUUUUUGCUUUUGUCUGCAGGUGUUGUGAAAUACCAGUGCAUUUUCCCCUGGGCAUGGGAUAGGGUUUGUCCUUUAGGAAUGUAUCUGGUGUUAGAUCUUUUAAGUUGCCAAACAAAUCAAAUCUUUUUUCUCCAAAGUCUACAAGAUCAGGAGCUGCCACUGAGAUUCUCAUAUUAAGGACAUUACAUUGGGGUGGGGGGUGGGGGUGAGCUGACUGUAUAGCAUUCAAGUACAAGCUGCAUUUACUCUGUAGUGUGGCUGUUGCAGACAGGUUAUAGCAGCGUAAGGGUUGGACUGUUUCAUUGUGUGUGUUACGAUGAGCUGUGCCCUGUUUUGAUCACAGCCCUAAAAGGGUAUUUUUCUUCCUUGGUAGUAAUUUGUUGUAAUCCAUGUAUGAGCUACAACUAGGACAGAAAUAAGACUGUCGUUGACAGGCAGUCUGAGCCAGAGUCAGAAUCUAUGGCUGGACACUGUUGAAGACAUGCUGUGAGCAGGGUGGAAGAAUCUCAGUGUUUUUAGUUCCCAUUUUCUCUUGAGACAGGCAUUGUAUCUUACCCUUUAGCCCAGUGUCACGUCAUUUAGGAAGCACUAUAAGAAACGGCAAAGUACUCUACCCUCACUUAAACUUAAUUAAUCAAAAUGAGGUUGCCAAAAACACGUUUUAGGUUGCCAUUACCCCACCCCACCCCCUCCCCCCAUUGUACUUUCUAUGAGAUAUGUUUUGUACCACAGCACACCCUAGUGGGGGAACUGUGGCAUGAGCAGUUUGUCUUCUGAAAUCGCUCUAUACAGUGCUUGGCUUGGAUUAGCAACAACUGGUGACAAAGAGCCUGGGGAUAUAUUAUAUAUACAUAUAUAUUUUUAUUUUAUUUUGUAUUUAUUUUUUUCUGAUGAUAACAGCGUUCAGCACAAGACAUAUAUACAGUAUAUAGGUAAAUACAUAAAAACUGCACAAACAAUGCCAUUCGCUGGAAUGUAAAGAAAACCAAGCCGAAGAGCCGCCUUUUUCUAUACAGGAAGUUUCUAUUCGCAUACACAAGAUAUGUAUAGUCGAUGUACAUGUGUGUUUGUACAGUAUGUGUCUGUGUGAGAGCAUGUGUGUUAUAAAAACCUGCAGUAUCCCCAGUAACCUGUGUUCUGAGGCAUGGCUGAUUCCAGACUGCAGGAGUGGGAGGAGUUCUCUUUCAAUGUACAGUAUGUGUUUAGGGUUAGAGGGCUUACUUCAGCCUGUUUUCUAACCUGUCCGUUCCAGGGCUGCACACUUCUGAUCCCUGUUUGCCAUUCAACCUCAUGAUUUAUUUCCAGUCCUGCAUUUCAUUUGUAUACGUAUAAUAUGUUGUUCGAUUUUUUUUUUUUUUUUUUUUUUUUUUUUUUUUUUUUUUUUUUGCGGUGCCACAGGAAAGCUGUGCAGAUUUGACAAUUUAAAUGUAUUGUGCUGGUUGGAACAAAACCUGGACUGGACUUGCUAUGAGGGAGUGUGGAGGGGGUCACUAUUGGGCAGCCCUGCUGCGGUCUAAUGUUAGUUUAGGACCUACACUCCAGCCCCAUUUUAAAAGGAUUUAUUAAAUAUGGUUAGGUCAUACAACAAUGUUGGAAUAAAGAUCUGGACUGGAAUAACCUCUUAUACCUGGUAAAGCCCCCCCUGCUCUGAGAUCUGUGUUUCGGUCCACAGCACCCCUUGCUGGGAAAGGUGGCGCUGGAGUUUACACUGGUAGCCCCUUUUGAACCCCCUUCCCUUGCACACGGAUAUUUGAAUACAUGCUACUUCUGCAGCGAUAUCCUUGCCUGUCAUGCAUCAGGGAAUAUAUUAAACUGCGCUUCUCUUCAGUGUUGUAAAUAAUUACUUCAGGGUGUCGUCAUCCCGUGUGUGUCCUCAAGCUUCUUAUCAUCUGCAGACGUUUUUAUAGCUUUGAAUCUGAAUCAGUAAAGGUUCAUUAAAAGGGGAUACUGCAGCUUUUUCCUGUUGCAUUGGGUUUUUUAUGCCAAAAGAUUCCUGUGCUUGGAAGAUGCAUUUCCAAGAGUUUUGGACAUAUUUAUUUACAAUAGAGUUGUCAGGUUUUAAUGCCAUGUAGAAAACGUGUUUUUAAAACAUAAUCCAAAUGUU